AUCAGUGCUCCAAAGAAAGCAGAAGAGGUAACGUCACACUUCUGUGUUGUCGCUUACAGUCUGUCUGUGCGAGUUGUUUGUGUCGCGGCAACUGUGAGCAGGCUAGCGGUUUACAGUCAGGUGGCUCCAAAAUGAAGUGUAUUCUAUUAGCUUCGAGUCUGAGUGUUUGCGCUGCAAAAUUCCCUCGGUGAACGCCUAGUUAUUAGAACUUUGGUAGAGAGCAAAAUGUGGCUGCCGAAAGUGAAGGCUGUUUUGUUGAAGAUAUUGAUGAGUGGGUGAAGAUGGAAGAUGAUCCCGAUGCAAGAGAGCAAAUUUUCCACAACACCGUCCGAGAAUAUGUUAUCUUCCUGCUGCUGUUCAUCCUGCUGUACGUGUCGGCGUUCGCGGUCAUCGCGCGCUUCCGGCGGCGCAGCUCGGAGGACUACUACGCCAUCGACGAGGAGGAGGCGACCGUCUUCAAGAUCAGCCUGUGGCUGUGCACGUUCUCGCUGGCAGUCUCGCUGGGUGCGGCGCUGCUUCUGCCUAUCUCCAUCCUGAGCAACGAGAUCCUCGCGCUGUACCCCAGCAGCUACUACGUACAGUGGCUCAACCACUCACUCGUCCAAGGGAUGUGGUGUAACAUCUUCCUGUUUUCCAACCUCUCACUGUUUGCGUUCCUGCCGUUUGCCUAUCUCUUCACCGAGUCGGAAGGAUUUCCUGGCUGCCGUAAGGGUAUCAUGGCGAGGGUGCACGAGACGUUUGUGAUUCUCGUGCUCCUGGGCGUGACCGUGUUGGGCAUGACGUACGUCAUCGCUUCCUUCUUCGAGGACCAACAUUCCACCAUCAUGGUUAUGUUCAAUUUAGGAAGCUACUACCUGCCAUUCCUGUAUUCGUGUAUAUCAUUCAUCGGAGCACUGAUCCUGCUGUUGUGCACGCCGCUGGGCUUCGAGCGGCUGUUUGCCGUGGUGGGGAACCUCCUGGUGAAACCGCAGUUCCUGCGUGACCUGGAGGUGGAGUUCUACGUGGCACUGCUGGAGGAGCACACGCUGGAGCAACGACUGGCUCGGACGCGCGCCUCGGGCGGCCGCGGGUACUUGUGCCCCGCACCCAUGUCGCCGGCGGGUGCGCUCGCCGAGGAGCCGCCCUACGUCGGGCUGCAGAACGGCGAGCUGCAGGCGGGAAUCGAGACGCGGCUGGAGGACGUCCGGCGCCAUCGCAAGUACCUGGAGGAGCUGUGCGAGACGUCACUGCUCCAGCGCAACAUCCUGUACCCGGCCUCGAUGCUGCUUCUGGUCGCACUGACGGCGCUGGCUGUCUUCAUGGUUGCCCAGAACACACUGGGACUGCUCGUAGGCAUCAAGGCGCUGCCACUCAGCCAGGAGGACUUCAUACUGGGGCUGCGGCCGCUGUCGAAGCUGGGCCCCGUGGGCGCACUGCUGGAGAUCGCCCUCAUCUGCUACCUGGUGGCCACCUCCUCGGUGGGCGUCUACACGCUGCCCGGCCUGCGCCGCGUGAAGCCGCGUCGCGCCCGCACGCCCUUCACGCACGUCGUCGCCAACUGCGCCCUGCUGCUCGUGCUCAGCUCUGCACUGCCGCUGCUCGCUCGUAUACUCGGCUUCACCAACUUCGACCUGCUGGGCGACUUCGGGAAGAUCCGGUGGCUGGGCAACAUGGAGAUUGUGCUUCUGUACAACGUGGGUUUUGGCGGCUGCGCCGCACUGUGCCUCGCCAACAGGUUCACGGCGAAGGUGCGGCAGGAGCUCUGGUCGUGUUGGGCACACGUGUUUGAGCAUGUGACAAGACCUUGUGCUUUAACUUUUGCAUGCUGGGCUGAAAUUGCAAAGAGUCUGGACGAAAUCUCUCUCAGGUUCUGCAGCUCGAUUGGCAUUUUUGAGAGCAACGAACCGUCGGCACACGAAAAGCACCGAAUACGGACCACCUCCCUAUCUGGCACAGGACUAAAGGAAGAGUAGCAGAGAAGGAACUGUACACUCAAUAUUGUGGUUGGAUUGUGUUAUGCAUCACUGGGAACAGAAUUAAAAGUGCCAAUGUAUAUAGCCCAAGCAAAGUAACAAGGAAGAAAAUUGAGAGCUUUUUUGCACUUAAAACUGGAAUCUGUUCAUGUUGAGGACUGUUUUAUAGGGUUAUUUUCCUGGUGGACGUAUGCAAAAAGAGUUAGGUGAAUUUUGCAAAUCUUUGUGGAGACUGCAUUUCUACCCUCAAAAUCAUAAAAAUUGCUCUAUUUGUGAGUUCAAAUUUUGAAGAGAGAGAGAGAGAGAGAGAGUGA
Molecule: messenger RNA, 2266 nt
Organism: Schistocerca cancellata (South American locust)
Lineage: Eukaryota; Metazoa; Arthropoda; Insecta; Orthoptera; Acrididae
Gene: lili
Product: protein Lilipod
Exons: 13
Coding region: 282-1952 (556 amino acids)
Biological process (GO): signal transduction
Molecular function (GO): transmembrane signaling receptor activity
Source: RefSeq, a predicted model, not a curated record